AUGCAUUGCUUUGGAUCCAACAGGCCAGAACCAGUACUGUGGACAAAGGAUGGUGGAGAACUACCAGAUCCAGAGAGAAUGGUUGUCAAUGGCAGGGUCCUAAGCAUCAGUUUCCUAAACAAAACAGACAAUGGCACAUACCGAUGUGAAGCAAAAAAUCCUAUUGGCCGAAACAGCACAGAAUAUGUCCUGAUAGUACAUGAUGUUUUCAACACUUUGCUUCCCACUACUGUCAUCCCCUCCCUUACCACUGCAACAGUCACAACCACUGUAGCCUUAACAACCAGCACAACCACAUCGGCAACAGCCAUCAGCACCAGAGAUCCAAAUGCUUUGGCUGGACAGACUGGACCUGACCACGCUCUUAUAGGAGGAAUAGUGGCUGUAGUUGUCUUUGUAACGCUAUGUUCUAUAAUUCUCCUUGGUCGAUACCUGGCAAGACAUAAAGGAACAUAUUUAACAAAUGAAGCAAAAGGAGCUGAAGAUGCACCUGAUGCCGACACAGCCAUUAUCAAUGCAGAAGGCAGCCAAGUCAAUGCAGAGGAGAAAAAAGAGUAUUUCAUUUAGAUGCAGAGCUAGAAUCUUGGAGUUUGACUUAUCAAGCUGACUGCUGGAGAAAACUGGCUAUCAUUGCUCAGAAUUCAUUUCUGCCAUCUUCUGCUAUCUUUAUUAACUCGCAUACCUGCUAUAAGUAGCCAGUUUAUGCCAACAAUCAGCUGUUGACAUCAUCAUUCUAUAAUUACAGUAUCAUGCGUAAAGCAGGACAUUUCUUAUUGCCUAAAAUUCAUAUCCACUGCUCUCUUAACAUACAGUGCUUGAAUAUACAGCCUUAACAAUGUUAAUCAUCAUCUUAAUCCAAGUUUUCUACAUUUUUAAAUGUUAUGCAACUUUCUUCUUUUUCAGUUUUAUCAUGUCCCUACUAGUAUGUCAUAGAACAAUGUUCAUAACAAAUACUAUUAGGUAAGGACCUAAUUUACUUACAUAAAAUGUUAAGUCUAAGAUUAGAGGUUUACAAAGAAUGUUUUAUACAUAUCUAUCUAUAAGUCAAAAAGCAACCUGUUUUUGAAACAUAUGCCCUAGGAAAAAACGCAAACUGAAAUAUUUUUAGUAUAGUUUCUUGUAUGCUUGGAUUUGGUGGGAAAAAAAAAAGUCCACUGAACAUUUUUUGUUGUUGUUGUUGUUUUGCUUUGGUUUGUUAUGUUUUCAAUGGUACCUUGACAGCAGUGCCAUGUUUCAGUGGUAAAACCAUGCUGAAUAGCUAUACAGAUUCUGCAAAGUUAGAUCAUAGUGUUUGGUUUGAAACAGAUUUGUCCUGCCCUUUUACUGCUUUUUGGGAUCGCAAAGAUUAGAGAACUUUCUGAGUUAAUUUCUGUUUUUAUAAUUUAUUUGCUUCACAUGAACUCACCUGCCUACUCCAAUUUGAAAUGUUCAUGGGGCACAACUGCAAGGCAUUUUAGUAUCUGUAUAUAGUGCAUAUAAUAAAUUCAAUUAAACAUUAUUUGAUACAUAUUUAACUUUUUUGGCAGUAGCUAAGUCAGUCCCAAGUAAGCAUUUUCUAAUGUCCAUUAUAUCCCUUUAGAUAUGACUCAAAUCAAUAUUCUGAGUAGAUAACAUGUAAUAGUAUUUUUUUGUCUGUAUGUCCUAGCACUGUUCAGCAGCAAACUUUUCUAGUUCUUGUUAAUUUUUUCUUUGUUAUACAAUGGAAGCACAAUGUUAUAUGGAAAGGUAGUUUUAAGCUAACAACCAGUGCACAGCCUCAGGUUUUAAAUUACAACCACAUUUGAUUAGUAUCCUUAAAAAAUAAUAUUGAGUUGCUAAAAUUCUCGAUUUUUAAUUUGGCAGUUCCAGAGCUGCUUCUCUAUGUUGGUUUGCCAAAAAAAAUUAAAAAAAAAGAAAAAAGAAAAAAAAAAAAAAGAAAAAAUAGAAGUGUUAAAACAAAAGAUAUAUGUUUUGUGUAUACAGUAAAUGGACUAAUUCUUUAUAUUAAAUUCCUGUCUAUGCAUUUUGUGAGGUACAAACUUAUGUCACCGUGAAUGAUAGAGAAUUCCUGCCAUGCUUUUAGCUCCACAGUGAAAGUCUCUGUUUGGAUUAUUUCUGAAAUUUUUUGUGUAACUGACAGCUGAAAAAUCACAUGCUCUUAAAUAUGACAACAAAACACUGUAAGCCCAUCGGCUUAUUUCCUCUUCCAAUGAAAUAAAAAGGUUGCUAUAACAGCUCUUGGAAAUGAUUCUACACUGGAGAACGCAAGUGAGUCUAGAUGGAGCUCUUGUCUUGCUCCUAAGUUUUGCACCUUUGACAAAAGAGUGUUUCUCUCUGUACUUGUGAAGCCUAAAAGCAUGAUGGUCUGCUGUAAAGGACUUUCUCCUGGGAUUUUAUUUUUGUGUGGGGAAGGGAGAGUUUGGAAUAUGACAUCAUGUAGUAUGGUAAAAUGGAAGAUAAAGGUGCUGUGUCAGAUUAUUUAUCAGAAGAGUAUAAACCUUUUAAGGACAAUAUUAGAGUAUUUUAAUUGUUUUUGUUGAAACAUUUAUCUUGUUAAUUUCUAAGAGAAAAGGGUGACGUCAAUCAAAGCAGCACUUUUUUUCAAAAUAUACAGACAUAAAUAAUAUGAUGUGGUUGAGUGUUAACAUAAUAAAUCAUAUACAGUAUGACAUUUUAAAGAAA
Messenger RNA from Antrostomus carolinensis (chuck-will's-widow), 2661 nucleotides. RefSeq names its product cell adhesion molecule 2 (gene CADM2). Gene Ontology annotation, cellular component: neuronal cell body membrane. The transcript has 4 exons. The record is from RefSeq and is a predicted model, not a curated record. The coding region runs from base 1 to 567 and encodes 188 amino acids. NCBI's taxonomy places the organism in Eukaryota, Metazoa, Chordata, Aves, Caprimulgiformes, Caprimulgidae. Gene Ontology annotation, biological process: homophilic cell-cell adhesion.